Messenger RNA from Aspergillus bombycis, 1503 nucleotides. RefSeq names its product putative MFS transporter. The record is from RefSeq and is a predicted model, not a curated record. Lineage: Eukaryota; Fungi; Ascomycota; Eurotiomycetes; Eurotiales; Aspergillaceae. The coding region runs from base 1 to 1503 and encodes 500 amino acids. Gene Ontology annotation, cellular component: plasma membrane. Gene Ontology annotation, molecular function: dipeptide transmembrane transporter activity; allantoate transmembrane transporter activity. Gene Ontology annotation, biological process: transmembrane transport; allantoate transport; tripeptide transport. The transcript has 8 exons.
AUGGGCUCGACCAAAGAUAUUGAGACGAAUGUUUCGUCGCCUCCUCUGUCGUCUACGGGAUCGUCGGAUCGCGAUGAUAGCUAUGAAGUUUACCAACAAACUCGUCAAUUGGAAUAUACCCCAGAAGAGGCUAAAAAGGUCCUGCGGAAAAUCGAUUUCAGAUUAAUGCCGCUUUUGUUUCUCAUAUACUUAUUGCAGUAUCUCGACAAAAACAGUCUCAACUUUUCGUCAGUCUACGGCUUGAAGGAAGGCACCAAUUUGAAAGGCCAAGACUAUUCAUGGCUGGGGUCUAUCUUCUAUUUCGGCUAUCUGGUCGCGCAGUGGCCGGCUGGAUUAGCCCUUCAAAAACUUCCAAUUGGAAAGUUUCUAAUCUGGGGAGGCCUGUUGAUGACAACCCCGGCUUGUUACAACUUCGCCGGGAUAGCCGUCAACCGCUUUCUCCUUGGAGUCACCGAAGCCGUUGUGAACCCAGGAUUCGUCCUGAUGAUGAGCAUCUGGUACACCUCAAGUGAGCAGCCUCUGCGUCUCGAAACCUAUUACUGCACCAAUGGCAUUGCCACCAUGUUUGGAGGUCUCCUUGGCUACGCUAUUGGACACAUAGCCGGCGGUCUCCCGCGAUGGAUGUAUGUGUUCCUGAUCUUCGGUGCGGUAUCACUGGUCAUCGGAAUCGUAUCUCUCCUCUUCCUCCCCGAUCUCCCAUCGACGGCCAAGUUCCUCACCGAGCGCGAGAAAGCGAUUGCAAUCGACCGUGUCGCGAUCAACCAGCAAGGCGUAAAGAACCACCACUUCAAAUGGUACCAAGUGUGGCAGGCAGCCAGGGAUCCUAAGACGUGGUUAUUGUUCAUCAUGGCUAUUGGAGCUCAAGUUCCAAACUCCGCCUUGACGAGUUUCACUUCCAUCAUCGUCAAAUCCUUCGGCUUCGACACCCUCGGAACCCAAUACCUGCAAAUCCCCGGCGGAGCGGUCCAAUUCCUCACCCUCCUCUUCGGCGGCAUGAUUGCGACGAAAUAUAGCGGCAAAUUCCACUCGCGCAGUGCGUGCAUGAUAUUCGCCAAUCUGGUCUGCAUCAUCGGAUCCUCGCUGCUAGUUGGCCUGCCGGACUCGAAUAAAUGGGGCCGACUGGUCGCGCUCUGGCUGUGCUAUUUCCAGGGACUGGGAUUCAGUAUGAGUCUGACGAUCGUGAGCUCCAAUAUUGCGGGGUCGACGAAGAAACAGGUCACCGGGGCGUUGUUGUUCACGGGGUAUUGUGUGGGAAAUAUCAUUGGGCCGCAGACAUUCAAGUCCAGUGAGGCACCGGGGUAUCACAGUGCUUAUAUUGCGAUGUUGGUUGGCUAUGCGGUGAAGCUGGUUUCAAUCACUGCGCUCUACCUGUACAUGUAUUUCGAGAAUAAACGCAGGGAUCGGGAAGCCCUCGGUUCGAGCGGCGAGGAGAGUGAUGGUGUUGAGAAGGGCAUGCUGGAUCAAACGGAGAUUGACAACAAGACAUUCAGAUACGUGCUUUAG